Cariama cristata (Red-legged seriema) is the source of this 899-nucleotide messenger RNA. It is a transcript of the gene MTRF1L, whose product is annotated as mitochondrial translational release factor 1-like. The transcript is spliced from 6 exons. Gene Ontology annotation, biological process: translational termination. Gene Ontology annotation, molecular function: translation release factor activity. The annotation marks the transcript as partial. The record is from RefSeq and is a predicted model, not a curated record. Lineage: Eukaryota; Metazoa; Chordata; Aves; Cariamiformes; Cariamidae.
AUGAGAAUGAAGAUUUCCAGAAGCUUGCAGAAAGGGAAAUCGCCUCCUGUGAAGAAGAGAUAGCUGAACUGAAACACCAGAUAGUGUUGCUUUUGAUUCCUUCAGAAGAAACAGACAAGAGUGAUCUUGUCAUGGAAGUAACUGCUGGAGUCGGAGGGCAAGAAGCCACGCUGUUCACCUCAGAGAUAUUUGAUAUGUAUCAACGAUAUGCUGCCUAUAAAAAGUGGAAAUUUGAAAUAUUAGAAUACUUUCCCAGUGAAAUAGGUGGCCUAAGACAUGCAGUUGCCAGUAUAGCAGGUCUUGAGGCUUACAAGUACAUGAAAUUUGAAGGAGGAGUGCAUCGUGUUCAGCGGGUACCAAAGACAGAAAAACAAGGACGCGUUCACACCAGUACAAUGACUGUUGCAAUAUUACCCCAACCCACCAAGAUGAGGCUGCAAAUUAAUCCAAAUGAUCUACGGAUAGAAACAAAGCGAGCUAGUGGAGCUGGAGGCCAGCAUGUCAAUACCACAGACAGUGCUGUACGGAUAGUUCAUGUUCCAACAGGGAUCGUGUCUGAAUGUCAGCAAGAAAGAUCUCAAAUUAGAAACAAAGAGAAGGCUAUGCAAAUGCUAUAUGCUAAACUAUACAACGCCAAACUGGAAGAAGAAACCAAAAAGAGAAACAGUGUUCGAAAGAUUCAAAUUGGGACUAAAGGAAGGUCGGAGAAGAUCAGAACAUACAACUUUCCACAGGACCGGAUUACUGACCACAGGAUAAGCAGAUCAGUGCAUCAUAUUGACUGUUUCAUGCUAGGGGAAGAAAUGCUAGAUGAAAUGAUACAAACUCUGAGAGAAUAUGCUGACUAUGAAUCUUUAAUGGAAAUUAUUUCAGAAAAUGAAAGAAAGAAUCUAUCCUGA